AUGAAAGACCUUUGCUGCGACUGGAGUGGAAAGAACUACUAUAAGGCCCUCUCAGCGGCGAAGCACCACUUCGGGUCCGAGUACACUGCUCAUCCUGCCACCCGGGCCGCCCACGACCGUUCGCUGAUCCAGUUCCUCUGCGUGGUGGCUAGCGCCCUUCUCUACGCUCCUUCAAACUUCACCAUAAGCUUGACGAGCCUCGCCAGGUCUACGACAAGCGCCCCUCCCCCACUCUCGGGACGACCGCGUUCUCCGUCUGCAUGGCGGCCCAUCCGCAAUGUGUGCGGGCUAAACACAAACGCCUAUCACGAGGGCCUUGUGGUGGAUGCAUGCAAGACAUUCCUCUCGGCAGCCAGGCGCCAGCAGUUGUUUGCGAUGCCUGAUGCGCUGGUUGCGGCGGUUCAGCCUGAUGUGGAGGCGGCGAAGGCGAUUCUAAAAAUGAAGGUGGAGGGCGUGCGCGCCGGGGACAUCAAGGAGCUGGCAGCUCCAAAGGUGCUAGACGAGCACACCAAGCUGGAGUAUCAAGAGCGGGCAUCCUUGCAAGCGCACAUCCUGACGGCGGCCAAGGGCUAUCAACUCUCCCGCAAGACCCCCAGCCUCACCACCGCAAACCCGUCGUGUUGCUGUUGGUGGAUGUGGUGUUGUGGGUGCGCUUGGGGGUUUGCGGAGGCAAACACCGCGCUCAGCACGAGUGGAGCAUUGCAAUCAUUGAGGACGGUGCGACGGGCGGGACCCGGAACGCAGCUGCAGGGAAGACUGCGCAACCUGCUCCAUAGCUAG
This is a messenger RNA of Klebsormidium nitens, 780 nucleotides long. The record is from the annotation of a GenBank genome assembly. Lineage: Eukaryota; Viridiplantae; Streptophyta; Klebsormidiophyceae; Klebsormidiales; Klebsormidiaceae.